This is a messenger RNA of Rhizophagus irregularis DAOM 181602=DAOM 197198, 1429 nucleotides long. NCBI's taxonomy places the organism in Eukaryota, Fungi, Glomeromycota, Glomeromycetes, Glomerales, Glomeraceae. The record is from RefSeq and is a predicted model, not a curated record.
UUCGGAAAAAAAAUUUGUUUUUUUUCUUUUUUAAAUUAUGUCACGUAAUUUUGAAUCUGAAAUCUCUAAAGCAUUCGAACAAUUAUUAAAAAAUGAAACGGAUUAUAAUGUUAUAAUUUAUAUUGGAGAAGAACCCAAUAUUAAAGAAUUCCAUGCUCAUCAUAUUAUAUUACGUUGUAGAUCCGAAUAUUUUAAUAAAAUACUUUCUGAUGAGAAUAUAAAGAAAAAAGAUGGAAAUUAUAUAAUUGAGAAUUCAAAUAUCGAUCCCCAAUCUUUUAAAUCUAUUCUCAAGUAUCUUUAUACUGGUCAUAUUAAUAUCACAAAUAAAAAUGAAACCGAACUUUUAAAUAUUUUGAUAGCCUCUGACGAAUUAAAAUUGAAACGAUUAACAAAACUUACGGAAGAAUUUAUUAUUGAAAAACAUCAUCAAUUCUUACAAAAUGAUCCGGUUGGAAUUCUUCAAACCGUUUAUUAUCGUAAAUUUCUUGUUAAAUUACAAGAAUUUUGUUUAGAAUUAAUCUGUUAUAAACCUAAAAUUUUAUUCAAUUCUGAUAAAUUUAUUAAUUUACCUGCUUCUUUAUUAGAAAUUAUUUUAAAAAGAGAUGAUUUAAAUUUAAGUGAAAUAGAAAUUUGGGAAAAUUUAAUUAAAUGGGGAUUAUCACAAGAACAAGAAUUUAAUCAAGAAAUUUUUCAAUGGAAUCAAGAUGAUAUUAAUAUUUUUAAAGGAAUUCUUCAAAAAUUUAUUCCUUUAAUUAGAUUUUAUGAAAUAUCUUCUGAAGAUUAUUAUAACAAAGUUAAACCUUAUGAAGGAAUUUUAUCUAAAGAAUUAAUAGAUGAGAUUUUAAAAUUUCAUAUGGUUCCAGGUUACAGACGAACUCUUAAUAUUUAUGGCCCAAGACAUUCAAAUUAUGGAAUUAUAAAUAAUAUAAGGUAUGAUAUAAUCAUAAUUUAUUUAAUUUUACGUCAAUUAAUUGUGAAACUAUUGAAUCACCCACGAUCACAUAUUAAUUAUUCGAUAAUAUUUAUCACUAUACGAAUUUAUAUAAAUUACGAGAUUAGUUCGUUUUUUUCGAAAAUGAAAUAUUAUCAAGCUAUCAUCGAUAUCAUCAAUUUCAUCAUCUUCGAUGAUGAAAUUAAUCCGAUAUCACCGCUUGAAUUACCUCCGCCAAAAUUACCUUCUCCACAUUUAGUUUUAUAUAUUUUAUUAUUGAUUUUAUUAAUAUUAGAUUAUUUUGAUGGAGUUAUUGUAUUUAAAACUCUUUAUUCUAUCUGGGCAUGUUUUUUUUAUCAUCGAAUAAUUGCGAGAUGAUUUGCCAUUUGACCAAUUGAAAAAAAGGUGGUAGGAUGUACCAACACGAUGUAUAUCGACAUAUCGGUAUAUUAAUAUUAACUAUUUUUCUAUUUUUGCAAUUAAUAUUUUUUACAAAAU